UCUAUCGGUAAUCACAGUCAUGCUAUCAAUGGAUCCGCAAAUUCUUGAUGAUUGUUUGUGUUUAGCUGUUUACCAAUUUCUCGCCUUUUCUUGUGCAUAUCUGAGGCGCCAAACAACACGUCCAAGCAGACCUUUUAAACUACCAAUGGCAAAAGCUGUGGUUGUGGGGUUGCUGGGCGCAGUAAAUUGUAGCCCCUUGCCUUCAAGAGACAUCCUUGCCGGGCAAGAGUUUUUGGAGCUUUACAUGAGAACUCAGCCAAGAAGCAGCGGGUCGUAUUUUAUAAACAACAAUAUUAUUCAAAACGAGGUUAAGUCGACGGUCCCACCUUUGACUUCGACGUCGAUACCCGUAGUAACGGAAGCAACUACGGGCGUCACGUCUUGGACGACGGAAGCCGAAGAGGAACCGUCGUCGGAAGUGGUCAAAGUCAGCGUCACUUCUAGCAUCGCCAGGCAGAUGGCGAAACCGCACGAAAUAACCAGAAUAGCGACGACGCUCGACGAGCCGACCAUCACCGCCAUUCAGAGGAGCCAUUUCGGCGUGGACGAGACAUCAGGAGUUAUUUCAAUAAAGAAAGAACCACCGGAAAGUUCGUUUACGGUUGAGAGGAGUCAAAAUGGAGAGAACACCAGCUUCACAGUGCGACAGAUACACCAAGGAGAUUCCACCAGCAGUUUCACGAUACAGAGAAAUGUUCCAAUCAAUUUAGAAAAAGUAGAAGAAAGGACUAGUUACACCGUCGUUUCGAAGCAAGAGCCUAAACAAGAGCCGUCGAAUGAGGAAGAGACCGUCGUCGAACAAAGGACGUUCACGACUGAGGCCAGGACGGCACGAGGAGACCCCGCCAAAACUGUCGAACCGGCUAAAAAUUGGCAAUACCAGAGGCCACCGUUCACCCCCAAACAAGAUAAUCACGACGAGUCGAAAAGUUACACGUCGACUCAAAUAAAUACCGAUGCUCCGAAAGCAGAAGAGUUCGUCGAGCGCCAGUCUACAAAGGCGUGGCCGCACCAGGAGAGGACGAUCUUCUCGACGGAACGGGAUCCAAGGGUGUACAGGCAGGAGGCCAGGAAAAACUGGGAGUAUCAGGAAAGGGUUUACGCAGAGCCGGAGAAGAACUACGAGGUUGACGAGGCCGUGAGCGUCAUGACCAACGGGAGGGUCCACGGUGUCCAGCCCGUCUCAACGCCGAGCCCGAACAAACUCGGCUACGUCGUCGAAGGGUCCAACUACAGGAAGUACCGCGUGGAAGAAAAGACACCCGACGGCUUCAUAGUCGGCGAGUAUGGCGUGGUCAGCCACGACGACGGAUCUCUGCGCGGGGUCAGAUACACGGCCGACUCGAACAUCAACCCCAGGCUCAUAUACGACGCUUUAGUGAAAUUCCUUUCGCUCAAAUAAUCCCUCGACGACUCGUUAGCUUUUGUUUUUAAAAAGUUCGAACUAUUGAGUUUUCUUUCGGGAUUCGAAUUCGAUGCGGCUAGUCAUGCUGACCGGAAUAUCCCAUUCUCGGGGCUAUUAGGACGACCCGGAGGGGACUCGAACGGGACCAGGAACGCCAUCCAGGAGUUCUUUGUCCCGUUUCGCCCUCGGCUUGAACUCAUAGCCCCACAACUUGUAAACUGAGAAAAAAAAUAAACCUUAGUCAAAGACCGCAUGCAUCAUACAAAAAUAAAAAGGCUUUCAUUCCUAAAGACGAUUCAAUCCCAGUGAACCCAUAUUUUGUAUCUUCGAUGUGUAUAUAUGUGUAUAUUUUAUAUUAUUAUUAUAUAGGUUUAGCUGUGUGUGACUCAGGAUUUUGAAUGAAAAUAAUAUAUUAUAAAAAAUA
Molecule: messenger RNA, 1829 nt
Organism: Cimex lectularius (bed bug)
Lineage: Eukaryota; Metazoa; Arthropoda; Insecta; Hemiptera; Cimicidae
Exons: 2
Coding region: 20-1402 (460 amino acids)
Source: RefSeq, a predicted model, not a curated record